Spodoptera frugiperda (fall armyworm) is the source of this 3558-nucleotide messenger RNA. Its product is annotated as multiple C2 and transmembrane domain-containing protein. The record is from RefSeq and is a predicted model, not a curated record. Gene Ontology annotation, biological process: regulation of neurotransmitter secretion. Gene Ontology annotation, cellular component: synaptic vesicle membrane. Gene Ontology annotation, molecular function: calcium ion binding. Lineage: Eukaryota; Metazoa; Arthropoda; Insecta; Lepidoptera; Noctuidae. The transcript has 18 exons. Bases 599 to 3382 code for a protein of 927 amino acids.
UAAUUUCAACAUGAAACCCGGUUAGGGCACAGCGACAUACAUAAUGACACAAUAAGCAUCAAGUCAGUUGGUAUUACAAGCUUAACACAUAUUGGGAUUGAUAUAAAAAUGAUGGGAUUAUUAUAAAAAAAACUAACAUAAUAUUAUUUUAAUAAAUACCAAUUCACCACUAUUAUUGUAGUUUUUAUAUUUGAAUUUAACAUCAAAAUUCUACGUCCACCUACCAACUCUUUCUGUAUGAAUCACGUUUCAUUAAUUAUCAAUACAAUCAGGCUAGAAACCCUUAUCUACCCCCUAUCUGCACUUAAAUUUGUACUUAUACAGUACAUUGCGAUCGGGCAUAUAAAAUAUUAUCGCGUUCCAACUUACACUUAGACUAUGCCAACAAUACGUAAUGUUCAUUACCCAAAUGAAAAUCCCCUAAGACUGAAAGUGCUCUAAAAGAUAACAGAUUAGUCAAAAUAAUCAAUAACUCAGUUGAUAACGUUAUCUAUACUCGACAUACAGCAAAUGUUUUGCCAGUGUUAAAGUGUCAUUCGCAGUGAGAAAUAAUUGAAGUCUUUUUGCUCUAUACAGUUUUCUAUUUAGUUAUAAAUCAAUGGCAGAUGUGCGUCGUAACGGUGAAACUUUGAAAAAGGGUCACUUUGCUAGGCUACAUGAAAAAUUAAUCAAUAAGUAUGAAGAAGUGAAACUACAAAGAAAAUUUGGAAAAUCAAGAUCAGUUGAUUCGCUGUCAUCGCUCAAGGAAGAUUACGUCUAUGCGGAACCGAGAUACGCGAGUAGCGCUGACAUUAAAUAUGUCGAUACAGUCAACGAUAUGCCUUUGCUAAGAAAUAGUGUAAAACAUUGUGUUAUAGAAGAAGAAGUUCGUAGAAGUAGUGCCACGUUCCAAUAUGUUAUCGCUAGAGAGUCAAGUGUGUCCGAAUCUGAACUUCCUACACCGUUUGAAAACAAAAAUGAAGAUGACGACUCUGAUUCAAAUCGGUUUUUUGGUGACGAUUUCUGCAGAUUAAGUCUAGAAUCUUUAAACGAAGGGUCUAAGGAAAGCGAUGAAUAUCCAACACCAACACAUACACCUCCCCCACCAGUUUCCAUACGGGACAAAAUUGGGUCACACAUUACAGCCGUCAAAGAAAGACGUCGACAAAAAGAGAAAGAAAAGGAGAGAGAAAAAGAAAAGGAGAAUGAGAAGAAACUAUCUCGCGACAAAGUAGAAAAGUUCAUAUUCAGCAACAAUAAUAAGCAGGACCGAGUAAAAGACUCUGAUUCAAAUCGGUUUUUUGAUGACGAUUUCAGCAGAUUAAGUCUAGAAUCUUUAAAUGAAGGGUCUAAGGAAAGCGAUGAAUGUCCAACACCAACACAUACGCCGCCCCCAGCAGUGUCCAUACGAGACAAAAUUGGCUCCCGUUUUACAGCAGUCAAAGAAAGACGUCGACAAAAAGAGAAAGAAAAGGAGAGAGAAAGAGAAAAGGAGAAUGAGAAGAAACUAUCUCGAGACAAAGUAGAAAAGUUUAUAUUCAGCAACACUACUAAGCAGGACCGAGUAAAAGACUCUGAUUCAAAUCGGUUUUUUGAUGAUGAUUUCAGCAGAUUAAGUCUAGAAUCUUUAAACGAAGGAUCUAAGGAAAGUGAUGAAUGUCCAACACCAACACAUACGCCGCCCCCAGCAGUGUCCAUACGGGACAAAAUUGGCUCGCGCUUUACAGCAGUCAAAGAAAGACGUCGACAAAAAGAGAAAGAAAAGGAGAGAGAAAAAGAAAAGGAGAAUGAGAAAAAACUAUCUCGAGACAAAGUAGAAAAGUUUAUAUUCAGCAACACUACUAAGCAGGAUCGAGUAAAAUCGUUUAAAAGAACAAAAGUGGCGACAGUGACGAUCGCUUUAAUUGAAGCCACUGGUUUGGAAACUGACAACUUAGAGGAAAAAAUCCGUCUAUGGUGUUGUCGUUUUAGAUUGGGUUCAGAGAAAUACAAGUCGAAAGUCACAAAAACAAACACAUCGAAAGCUAAAUGGCAAGAAUUGUUCAAUUUCAAUUUAUACGAAGACAAUAUUGUGGAGCUGUCUCUUUGGGAAAAAGACUUUUGUGUCGGCAGAUCAAACAUUGAUUUAGCAGAAUUGGAAAAGGAGAGGACACAUAAGUUGCGCAUCAAGUUUGAGAAUGAAGGAGGGAAUAUUGAAGUAUUUUUACUUCUAACAAUUACUGGCUUCUCAAUCGUAAGCCUUGAUGACUUUCAAGAAACACAACAAAAACUAAUACAAGGCCUAGAAAAUUCUUCUCAAUCAAAAAGUGAAUCUCCAGGAGUUGGCAGUCUGACUGUCAUAGUUUAUGGUGCAAAAGGACUAGCAGGCAACGAGUGCCACUGCGUUUUGCAAAUUGAUAACGAAAGGGUACAAACUCAUACUGAAUUCAAAACGAAUGACCCUAACUGGAUGAAGAUUUUUACUUUUGACGUGACGGAUAUCACCUCAAUCCUAGACAUUGCCAUCCAUGACGAGAAGAAAUCCGAAGAUAUAGGGUGUCUCUCAUUACCUUUGCUUAAUGUCAAAAGUGGUGAGAAGAAAUGGUACGCCCUAAAGGACGCUAGCCUAAGAGACAGAGCUAAAGGGCACAAUCCUAGGAUACUACUGGAAAUGAACCUUAGUUGGAAACUUGUGCCCGCAUCAAUCCGUGUGAUAAACCCGAAAGAAGUUAAAUAUAUAGAAGUCAAACCCAAAUUCGACAGACACUUGUUUUCAAAGAACCUGGCUAGAGCCAAAGUUGUGUUUAAUUGGACACUAGAUUCUUUCAGAGUUAUGAAAACGUGUUUUGAGUGGGAGUCAAGGAAAGCGAAUGUUGUGGCAUUGACAAUAUGGCUGUUGUUUUGCUGGUUCUUCAAAAUUUGGAUGAUGCCUCUAAUAUUGCUCAUACCUUUCUUUUGGUAUCGACCUCCGGAAUACUUCCUCGUUCGAUGGAAAGACUACGUUCUGAAAAGGAAAGAUCCAUUAGAGGACGAAGGGAAGAAAGAAAAGGAAGAGAAAAAAGAAACGUUGAGACAAAAAAUAAACAGCUUGCAAGAAAUGGUGCAGACCGUGCAGAACUUUAUCGGAGCAUUCGCUAAUCUCGGCGAAAGUAUUAAAAAUCUGUUCAACUUCACAGUACCGUAUCUCAGUCUGUUGGCGAUAUUCAUGAUACUUGUGGUGGCUUUCGUCAUGUUUAUGAUCCCAACGAAAUACAUAUUCAUGAUUUGGGGAAUCCACAAGUUUACAAGAAAAAUACUUCGACCAAAUCGAGUGCCCAACAAUGAGAUACUCGACCUGCUGUCCAGAGUACCUAAUGAUGAAAUAUUGCUAAACUGGGAAGAGAUCCCGUUAGAAGAAGUGCCAGAAGAAGAUGUGAUAAAAUAAUGAUCUGAUAGUUUUAAUUUAAUUUAAUAUAAAAAUAUUUUAAUCAAUAUUAAUUGUAAAUAAAUAUAACGUAAAAAGUAUUGUGAUUCUAAUUUUAAGUUAUGAGCUAACGUUGACAUUAUUUUGUACUGAAUUGUAAAUAAUAUAAUUAUAUAAUUAUAUACCUAAUCAUUUAA